AAGUUAGAAGUUCAAAGUCCACACAGUGCUACACAUAAACAUCCAAAAUAAGCUUUGUAAAUCUCUCAAUUCAACGUUUAUUAUCACAUAGUCUUCAAUUAUUACGCAUAUAAAGAAUGUCUUCAUUGGAAGUAAGUCAGGAAGGAAAGGAAAAUUUGCCACACCAUCGGCCAGACUCUAUGCGUCCCGUUAGACCUGCACAUUAUGCAGAUUCUUUUUGGUGUACUUAUGCUAUUUCUGUAGCUGCUGCAUGUGUGGCAGAAACAGCAACAUAUCCAUUAGAUUUAACCAAAACAAGGCUUCAAAUACAAGGUGAAGCAGCAAAUGCAGCCGGCAAAACAAUGGCAUAUCGUGGAAUGGUGGCAACCGCACUAGGCAUUGUAAAGGAAGAAGGAAUGCUUAAAUUAUUUCAAGGAUUAAGUCCUGCACUUUACAGACAUUUGGUCUAUUCAGGCGUUAGAAUAGGAACAUUUGACUUUUUAAGGAAGAAAUUCGUUCAUAAUUCAGAAUCUAUGACCCUAGGAAAGUCAGCUAUUGCUGGAGUAUCUGCAGGAUCUCUUGCUCAAUUUUUAGCAUCACCAGCUGAUUUAGUAAAAGUGCAAAUUCAAAUGGAAGGAAGAAGACGUUUAAUGGGCUUAGAACCACGUGUCAAUAGUGCAGCUCAUGCAUUCAGAGAGAUUGUUAGACGAGGAGGUAUCAAGGGAUUAUGGAAAGGAAGUAUUCCAAAUGUACAAAGAGCAGCUUUAGUCAAUUUAGGAGAUUUGACAACUUACGACAGUGUCAAGAGAUAUAUCAUAAGCACAUUUCAUUUACCUGAUGAUCAUGUUGUCCACAUUAUUUCCUCUAUAUGUGCCGGUUUGGUAGCUGCAAUUUUGGCUACACCUGCUGAUGUGAUAAAAACCAGAGUUAUGAAUCAACCAAUUGAUGAUCUGGGACGUGGAACGCUUUAUAAAGGAUCAGUAGACUGCUUCCAAAAGACUGUCGCAAAAGAAGGUUUAUAUGCUCUUUAUAAGGGAUUCUUACCAUGCUGGAUUAGAAUGGCACCAUGGUCGUUAACGUUCUGGCUAAGCUUUGAACAAAUCCGUAUCUUUUUAGGAGCUGGAGGGUAUUAAAGAUCAAUGUUUAUCUGUGCUUUAGUUUUUAAUUAACCGACAUUAGACUUUUUGGUUCCUAA
Chironomus riparius is the source of this 1174-nucleotide messenger RNA. The record is from the annotation of a GenBank genome assembly. NCBI's taxonomy places the organism in Eukaryota, Metazoa, Arthropoda, Insecta, Diptera, Chironomidae.